AUGGUGCAGUGUCGCACUUUUUUAUGGCAAUUAUGCCUCCUAUCAAUUCCUCUCGCAUCAGCCCUGACUGUUCCUCAGAAGGUUCUGGCAGAGGGUAAUGAUGUGUCCGAACUCACGGAUGAUGAGCUCAUGUUUAACACUACGGACAUCAGUAUCUCCUCUUUUGAUGCCAGAUCAUGCGAUAACUGGGAUCCUACUACAUGGGACUACGAUGUAGCCAUCGUUGGAGGUGGACCCGCUGGUCUCGCAGCUUCAAUGUCCUUGGGCCGAGUAGCUCGGACGUCCCUCAUGUAUGAUUCAAACGAAUACCGCAACGGGCAAACUCGAUAUAUGCACGAUGUGCUGGGUCAAGAUGGUCAGGUUCCACUUAAAUUCCGAAUUGCGGCUCGAAGUCAGAUUGAUCAAUAUUACGGCGACUAUUCCUUCCGUACAACUCUUGGGAGAAAAGUCACAUAUAUCCAACCUCUCGCAAAGGGAUUUCGUAUAUUUGAUGACAAGGGAGGGAAGAUCCUCGCCCGGAAGGUUAUUCUAGCCACUGGAAUCACUGAUAUACUUCCUAACAAGCCUGGAUUUUCUGAAGCCUUCGGAAAAGGUCUAUUCUGGUGUCCCUGGUGCGAUGGGUUUGACUAUAAGGGGCGUGCCAUGGUUAUCUACGGGAAGCCUGGAAAAUUCGCCAGCGCAAUUGGAGGUGCUUUGAAUAUGCGGAAACUUACAACCAAUAUCCAAAUCGUUACUGGGGGGAAGCUUACGGACGAGGACAAGAAGGCCGCGGAAGAGAGAUGGCCUGGAUGGGAAAAGGUCAUUAAGGGAACCUAUGGAAUCAAAGUGCACGAAGUCGACAUCACCAAGCUUGAAAGAACUGCAAAAGGAAAUGAGCCCUCAGAUGACGAGUAUAAACUCACUCUUAGCGGCUCCCCGAACACACUCGUCACCAACGGAAUUCUGUAUAGCACGGACACAAAGCAGACAUCGGAUUUGUACAAACAACUCCAUUUGCAAAUGGAUGGAUCGUCGGUCAAGGUUGCAACCAAUAUGGAAACAAGUGUCGGUGGCAUUUAUUCUGUUGGUGAUGCCAACAAUGACGGUAGCACCAAUGCAUACCAUGCCAUGUGGAGUGCAAAGCGUGCAGUGGUCAACGCUCAUGUUGCACUGAGCAAGGAAGAAUACCUUGAGAAUGUCCCUGUGGUCAUGGUCGCGGCGGAAGGUGGCGACGAGGAGUUCUACCAACGCCAAAUCGAUGAGCUCCAAUGGACCAUUGGCAAUGAUAUCGAGGAGCUUUACAAGACCCUUGGCGCCUAA
Molecule: messenger RNA, 1299 nt
Organism: Penicillium cosmopolitanum
Lineage: Eukaryota; Fungi; Ascomycota; Eurotiomycetes; Eurotiales; Aspergillaceae
Product: NAD(P)/FAD-dependent oxidoreductase
Exons: 3
Coding region: 1-1299 (432 amino acids)
Molecular function (GO): oxidoreductase activity
Source: RefSeq, a predicted model, not a curated record